Molecule: messenger RNA, 1380 nt
Organism: Drosophila biarmipes
Lineage: Eukaryota; Metazoa; Arthropoda; Insecta; Diptera; Drosophilidae
Exons: 2
Coding region: 9-1322 (437 amino acids)
Biological process (GO): glutathione metabolic process
Molecular function (GO): glutathione transferase activity
Source: RefSeq, a predicted model, not a curated record
UAGCCAAAAUGGAUUUCUAUUACUCGCCCCGUGGAAGUGGAUGCCGCACGGUGAUCAUGGUGGCCAAGGCCUUGGGUCUGGAGCUGAACAAGAAGCUAGUGAGCACCUUGAAUGGCGAUCAAUUAAAACCGGAGUUUGUGAAGCUGAACCCCCAACACACCAUUCCCACCCUGGUGGACAACGGGUUCUCCGUUUGGGAGUCCCGUGCCAUUGCCGUCUAUCUGAUUGAGCAAUACGGCAAGGACGACUCGCUCUUCCCCAAGGAUCCCAAGAAGCAGGCCGUGGUCAACCAGCGCUUGUACUUCGACAUGGGAACUCUAUACGACAGCUUCGCUAACUACUACUACCCACUUUACCGCACCGGCAAAUGCGGCUCUGACGAGGACUUCAAGAAGAUCGCGACCUCCUUCGAGUACCUGAACACCUUCCUCGAGGGUCAGGACUACGUCGCAGGCGAGCACCUAACCGUGGCCGAUAUUGCCAUCCUAUCCAGCGUUUCCACCUUCGAAAUCUUUGAUUUCGACCUCAGCAAGUACCCAAAUGUGGACAGAUGGUACGCCAAUGCCAAGAAGGUGGCUCCCGGAUGGGACGAGAACUGGAGUGGCCUUUUGGAAUUGAAGGCCUUAUCGUUCUUCUCUCCAGAAGGUACAACCAAGCACUCUUUCGUACUCAACAUGGACUAUUAUUACUUGCCCAAAGGUAGUGGAUGUCGAACAGUUCUAAUGGUUGCCAAGGCAAUUGGCAUUGAGUUAAAUAAAAAGCUUUUGAACACCUCGAAGGGAGAGCAUUUGACGCCGGAGUUCUUGAAACUCAAUCCCCAGCACACAAUCCCAACCCUUGUGGAUAAUGGAUUCGCGGUUUGGGAGUCCCGGGCCAUCGCCGUCUAUCUAGUGGAAAAGUAUGCCAAAGAAGAUUCUCUGUAUCCCAAGGAUCCUCAACAGCGGGCUUUGAUUAACCAGCGAUUGUACUUUGACCUGGGAACGCUUUUCGACUCUUUGGCAAGGUACUAUUACCCGAUUCUACGCACCGGACAUCCAGGAUCAUCUGAAGACUGGAAGAAGGUGGAAGCCGCCUUCAAGUUCCUAAACAUCUUCCUUGAGGGUCAAGACUACGUGGCUGGAAGCCACCUAACCGUGGCGGACAUUGCCAUUCUUUCCACCGUAUCAACCUUUGAAAUCGUAGACUUCGACAUCAGCAAGUAUCCCAAUGUGGCCAGGUGGUACGCCAAUGCCCAAAAGGUAACUCCCGGAUGGGAGGAGAAUUGGGAGGGUCUUCAGCAGAUGAAGCAGAGAUUCGAGAUCGGAAAGGCGAUGGCAAAGUAGGUUUGCAGUGUCUUUAGUAGAACUUGUGUAAAAUAAAGAUGUUUAUAUUCACUAUAAA